Messenger RNA from Aureobasidium pullulans EXF-150, 1845 nucleotides. RefSeq lists its product as uncharacterized. The transcript is spliced from 3 exons. Lineage: Eukaryota; Fungi; Ascomycota; Dothideomycetes; Dothideales; Saccotheciaceae. The record is from RefSeq and is a predicted model, not a curated record. Bases 141 to 1655 code for a protein of 504 amino acids.
ACUUGUUGGCCCGGCAGAUCAGACGGAAGCUUCAAUCAAGUCCACUCAUUCAGCUCACUUUGUGGGAGCGGAUCUAUAUCGAAAGAAAACUCCGCGGAUCGUUCAAAAGAUAUUCCCUGAGCACCGAAGGCCAAGGAACUAUGAGUGCAAACGACAUUGCUGAGCUUGAAGCCUCUAGCGAUUGCACACCAAUCUUCCUCUUCAGGGCCUAUACAUUGGACGGUAUGAAGCACACCAACGGUCUUACAACCCCCAGACUGUACGCGCCAAGCGCGGCGUUCAUCCCGGACCUGAAGCACAGAGCUGGCAACAUGGAUUUCUUACAGAUGCGAAGAUCCAUUUAUGAUAUCCCACAAGAGGAGUUGAGGCCCAUGUUAGGUGAUCACCUACUCUGGAAGGACCGUAUCCAAGACGAGCUCCUGUCACAUACCUCAUCCUGUCUUUUUGGCAUCGUUCACCUUCUACUCAGACAUCUCAAAGGUCAAGGAGAGGGCUACCUUGCAAUCAUCAAUCGGACGAGGGCCUUCCGAUUGGAACGAUGGUACAAACAGCAGCCAGAGAACGCAAAAGAGCCCGGCUUGGUGAGAUUUCAUUAUGGCCCUAGACUAUGCGACAAGAUUGACAUCUUCAACCACAACUGGGUCUGUCAAAUGAGCGUCCCUGGCCUGCACUACAGGAAGUUUACACAUGAGUAUAUCACUCAAGGUUUGUUUGGAUAUCCAGAAGACGAUGUGCUUCAGCAUGCUUCAUGGGCGGAUCUCGUAUCCGCAGGAAUAUUUGAGCUCCUCCCAGAUCUCAAGGUACAAUGUCGUGAGAGGCCAUCCGGCCUCUAUACUACUCUACGCGGACUCCGAAGCAGCAACUUCGAGCGUACCCGCGCGUCGAAGAUCACCGAGAAUGAGAUGGAGGCCGCUGAGAAGUUGGCGUGGCUGCACACGCUUUCUUCGGCAGAAGAGAAGGAAGAAGGUGACCGACCGCAAUUGUGGGCUCUCCUCAACUACCUCACAUUCCGUAAGAGAGAAGCUGGAGACGAGUUGUUCCAGGAUCGCAUCCGUCAACUUGGAUACACCCGUAGUGACUUCGACGAAGGCCUUCAUGCUGGUUUCGAGGUUCUGCCCUCGAACCUGCCAGAACUCCAUUCAUUGUACCAUCUGGCAGCAGAUGUACAAUCUGUUGUCGGCGGUCAGCCGCUGAACCCCUUGGUCUUGGUCCGGACUUUUGCACAGAAUCCACGAUCGCAGGCGCUGAUGCUGAGAAACGAUGCUGACUACGAAGCUCUCUGCACACCCACGCUCACUUCGAGCUCAGAAGGUUAUGAGAUCAAACAAAGAUGUGGUCUCACAUGCGAUUGCUACAUCUGGGGUAAGAUCAGAAAGCGUAAGCAUGCUCCGAUCGGAGGAACCGUCGAUCAGGAAGACAACGACGACAAUGUGGAUCAAGAUAGUGUGGACGCACUCGAAAAAACGGGUGAUGGGGAUCUGAAAGAAGGCCUUGGAGGUUUGGACCACGACCUGAAGAGACAAAAGACAGCCCCAACGCUGUCCAUCAUCGACUCAGUGAGCGAGAGCGAGGUCGAUUUUCGAAGGUAUAAAAGCACAACGAUCGCGAAUGACGGCGAGGAUUCCAGCAACCUAAUCUCGUCUCGGAGUCUCUAGGAGGAAGACGAGAUCGGAAAGUCUUGCAUGGCGCAGAUCCAGAAGCAGACGGUUCUCGAGGAGACCAAUACUUUGCUACUUACAUACAAAUAUGUGGGUAGAAGUUACUACUACUAAUCUUGGUAGUAAGAAUAACGACGCAGACGAAAACUAGGAGAAGGAACUCUCGAAACAUUUCGAUUAGCAAUCA